AUGCUUGCGGGCUCACGUCGCUUUUUACCAGGUUUUAAUUCUUUCGCCACCGGGCGCACGCUUCGGCUGCUGUUCGCAUUCAUUGGCAUAGCCAUCGGAGUCAAUAUUCUUGUUCUCUUUGACUGGACUUUCGUCGAAAACCUGCCAAGCGAUCUACUUGGGAAACAUGCAUUUCACCCCAAGCCUUUCGCACCAUUACCACAUGACCUCGACGCCCAAGCCGACAAUGGCCUGGACUUCUGGACUUGGAACACCACGACACAGUUCAAAAAGAUAAAACACUCUGAAUGGCGGGACGGCUCCACAGACGAAUGCGCUCUCUUCCCAGUGCAUCUGCUCUCGAAGGUUCAGGUCAUCCUCAAGACCGGAUUAGCAGACGACAAAUCACGAACGGAUGCUCAACUCUCAACAGUCAUUAAGUGCAUCUCCGAUGUUUUGAUCGUUUCAGAUGGUAAUCAUACCUAUGGUCGCGACCACCGAACUAUCGACGUUCUCGCAGACUUGCCACCGAACACGUACCUGAAAUCAGAGGACUACGUCGUUUACGAGACGCAGAAGAACGCAAGUCGCCAGGGCACGAAGCUACAACAGGGUCAUGAAGGUUGGAGGCUUGACAAGUAUAAAUUCCUACCGGAAGUGCAAAAAGCGAUUGAUCACAACAAGGCGGCUGAGUGGUACGUCUUCCUGGAGAGCGAUACAUACAUCUUCUGGGACAAUGUCUUCCGUCUUUUGGAGAACUACAAUAGCUCGCUGCCUUACUAUUUUGGAUCGCCUUCGCCCGGACGAACGUACCAUUCUGACGCGCAGCCUAACGUGAAGAAACAAGUGUGGUUCGCGUACGGAGGCGCCGGCUUCAUACUUUCCCAAGCCGCUGCGCAUCGACUCGUUGAUCGCCACCGCAACACCUUUGGUCUCAAGGGCCCUCGUCUCACCAGAAAAUACAAAGAAGACAUUAGAGCCGAUUGUUGUGGCGACAGCAUACUAGGAUGGGCGCUGCACGACAAAGCCGGAGUCGAUAUCAGCGGUCUAUGGCCCAUAUUCAGCCCUCAUCGACUCGAAACUAUUCCCUUCGACCCAGCCCUCUACAAAGACCUUUGGUUAUGGGAAAACGAAUGGAAAGCAAGUAGCAACGUUACUACGCGCUAUCGCGACCUGUUAUACCGCGCUCUGCUCUCCGCCUUGCAAGGCGAAUAUCCGCAGCGCGAGAACUGGGACGCAGCCUUCGACGCGGGAUUCUAG
Molecule: messenger RNA, 1239 nt
Organism: Alternaria triticimaculans
Lineage: Eukaryota; Fungi; Ascomycota; Dothideomycetes; Pleosporales; Pleosporaceae
Exons: 2
Coding region: 1-1239 (412 amino acids)
Cellular component (GO): membrane
Molecular function (GO): glycosyltransferase activity
Source: RefSeq, a predicted model, not a curated record